Messenger RNA from Capra hircus (goat), 4944 nucleotides. It is a transcript of the gene WIPI2, whose product is annotated as WD repeat domain, phosphoinositide interacting 2. The record is from RefSeq and is a predicted model, not a curated record. Gene Ontology annotation, molecular function: phosphatidylinositol-3-phosphate binding; protein binding; phosphatidylinositol-3,5-bisphosphate binding. Gene Ontology annotation, biological process: autophagy of mitochondrion; protein localization to phagophore assembly site; nucleophagy. Gene Ontology annotation, cellular component: cytosol; phagophore assembly site membrane; extrinsic component of membrane. The transcript has 12 exons. The coding region runs from base 172 to 1482 and encodes 436 amino acids. Lineage: Eukaryota; Metazoa; Chordata; Mammalia; Artiodactyla; Bovidae.
CCGGAGCAUAAACAAGAGGGGGGCCGGGAUGAGGCGGCGGUUAAUGCUCAAGCGGCGAGCGGCGGCGGCGAGCGAGGCGGCGAUCGGGGCCCGGCGCCGACCCUGAGCUCACCCCGACCUGCCCCACCCGCGCGCGAGCCCCCGGCCGGGCCCGCGGGCCGCGCGCCCACCAUGAACCUGGCGAGUCAGAGCGGCGAGGCCGGCGCUAGCCAGCUGCUCUUCGCCAACUUCAACCAGGACGUCACGUCUCUAGCCGUUGGUAGUAAGUCCGGGUAUAAAUUUUUCUCCCUUUCUUCUGUGGAUAAACUGGAGCAGAUCUAUGAAUGCACUGACACUGAAGAUGUGUGCAUCGUGGAGAGAUUGUUCUCCAGCAGCUUGGUGGCCAUCGUCAGCCUCAAAGCUCCCAGGAAGCUGAAGGUUUGCCACUUUAAGAAAGGGACCGAGAUCUGCAACUACAGCUACUCCAACACCAUCCUGGCAGUGAAGCUCAACAGGCAGAGGCUGAUCGUGUGCCUGGAGGAGUCUCUCUACAUUCACAAUAUCCGGGACAUGAAGGUGCUGCACACCAUCCGGGAGACGCCCCCAAACCCCACUGGCCUGUGUGCGCUCUCCAUCAACAAUGACAACUGUUACCUGGCGUAUCCGGGCAGCGCCACCAUCGGAGAGGUGCAGGUCUUCGACACCAUCAACCUGAGAGCUGCGAACAUGAUCCCGGCUCACGACAGCCCGUUAGCCGCCCUGGCCUUCGACGCCAGCGGAACCAAGCUCGCCACUGCUUCCGAGAAGGGGACCGUGAUCAGGGUGUUUUCCAUUCCAGAAGGACAGAAACUCUUCGAGUUCCGGAGAGGAGUGAAGAGGUGUGUGAGCAUCUGCUCCCUGGCCUUCAGCAUGGACGGCAUGUUCCUGUCUGCCUCCAGCAACACUGAGACUGUGCACAUCUUCAAACUCGAGACUGUGAAGGAAAAGCCUCAGGAGGAGCCCACCACCUGGACCGGCUACUUCGGGAAGGUGCUCAUGGCAUCCACCAGCUACUUGCCCUCCCAAGUGACGGAGAUGUUCAACCAGGGCAGGGCCUUCGCCACGGUGCGCCUGCCUUUCUGUGGCCACAAGAACAUCUGCGCGCUGGCCACAAUCCAGAAGAUCCCUCGGCUGCUGGUGGGCGCCUCGGACGGGUACCUGUACAUGUACAACCUGGACCCCCAGGAAGGGGGCGAGUGCACCCUCAUGAAGCAGCACCAGUUGGACGGCAGCAUGGAGACAACCAACGAGAUCCUGGACUCCACGUCCCACGACUGCCCCUUGGUGACGCAGGCGUACGGCGCGGCCGUGCCCAAGGGUCCGCACGUGCCUUCGUCCCCGACGGCGCUGGCCUACACGGACGAGCUGGGUGCCGCGGGCGGCUCGGGGCUGGAGGACGAGGCCAGCGCCCUGCGGCUGGAGGAUGACAGCGAGCACCCUCCCAUGAUUCUGCGGACGGACUGACUGCGACCUGCGACCUCCUCGGGCCCCGAGGCAGGGAACACUGGCUGACAGAGGACUUCGCAGUCAUGCUGCUAUGAACUUUGACCCGAGCUGGGAAGAGGAUGGCAGAGACUUCUAAAUCAAAAAGAAAAAAAAAAAAGAUUGUAGCUGUAGUCUCAUUCCAUACUGUUGAGAAAUACAUUGUUUUCACUUCAGUGGCUUUUAAUCUGGCUUAUGAAUUUUUAGCUUUUCGUUGGUUUUCUCUUUUUUGCCAAAAUCAGCUGUUUGGUGAAGCUCUCAAAACACCUUUGCUUUGCAUGUAUUAAUGUGCCAAGCCAGCCAGGAGCUCUGGAGCCUGCUCAUAACAGCCCGCAGGCGUCUGGGGUUUUCAGUCUGUGCAGAGAGGCACGGGCCGGGAAGGCAGCGGCCGCGAGCGCGCAUCUGGUCCUGCUUGGGCAGGCCAGGUGGCCUUGGGGGGUCCUCUCUCCCUGGAGCCCCUCCGGGACCAUUUCACCCCUCCCCCCCCAUUUUAUUUUGUUAAUUAAAUUCUUUCCAAAUUGGAUUCUUCUGGGAUUUCUUCUGCGGUAGACUCCUGUUUCUGGUCUUGCUUUCUGGGUGGGUAUUCAGAGAAAGAGGUUCUUCCUGAAACUGAAAACCUUUCCUUCCGACAGCCCCGUGGGCUUGAAAGACAGACGCCCAGGAGCGCCGUAGCCAGGGAAUGUCGUGUACUCCGACUAUCUGGUCUCAGCUGUGACCUUCCUGUCGAGCAGCUGUAUGUGUAGGGUGUUGGUUUGUCUAAGGGACGUUUGCAGGUGUCCUAUUGCCCAUGAAGCUCAGAAAUCAGCCGGGAUGGGCACCCAAGUUGUGCUUUCAUCUUGGCGCCCCACUCGCAGCGUGACCUGUGCGUCUCUGUUGCAUCUUCCAAAGCGACUCGGCACGAGUGAUGAGACUCUGGUCACAAACUCCAGCGUUCGCCUGGCUUCCCGGACAACCUCGUAUACCUCAAACUCUGCAUUCCAAUCCGAGACGCGUAGCCGUUCAAGUUUUAAGGGACUUUUAAGUGGAACUGACGGCGCCAAAGACGGUUCUGGCUUCUUCGGACAGCAACAGUUAAGGACGCAAGUGGGAGAGCAGCGGUGUGGCGUCCGCCUUCCCUGCUGGAGCAGAGGACGGGUCUGCGGUGUCGCGCCAGGCUGAGUGUGUACCUGGGUCAUACCUGUCGAGUGGCGGAGCUGACUGCCCGCUUCAGUGCCCCGGUGCCAGGGCCCCACGCCUCAGGCCACUUGCCCACUGGUUGGCUCUGAGGUGCCCUGGGCACUUCUGCAGCAGAAACCUACAGAAACCCGGCUCAUCGCAACGACGUGAAGUGCCCUGUGAGAAGGGAGGGGAGGAUGGAGUCAGUUUCUCCCUCCCCAGAGCCUCGGCACGUCCGUCCUGUGUCCCUGGUGAAGUGGGAGCCCCGGCGAUGGGUCUGGAACCCAGGCCCCACAGGGCCCUGAGCAAGGACUGGGGACCGGCCCGCAGCCCCGUCGGCCCGGCCACACCUGCGGCCCUGCCCUCUGUCUCCAGAACCAGCUCAGCAUCCAGCUGCUCGGUGGCGCCUUUGGUGUGGAGACUGCAUGUGGCCAGUCUGGGACCAGAACCAUCGGGGCGAGAGUAGCCUCCCUGUCGACGAGUCCUGGCCUUGCUGGUGAGUUCCCCCGUCGGGUGCCUGGGGGCCUCGGAUCUGCUGCACCAGCUUUCUCUUCUCACAGGUGUGUGGUUUCAUCUUUGUUUGGGGUCGGCCAUCCCAGCGGACGGGCUCUCUCCUCUGUCAGCCUCAGCCUCCCAGCCCCAGGGGUCCGGCUGGCCCAGGUGCCGUCUCCUCAGACGCGAGACGCUCUGCUCACCCGGGUCGGCGUAACCUGUGCACCGCCAGGAGGGGCCCUGGUUGAGAAGAACUAAGAGGGUAGGGGGGUGUUUGCUGCCCCACCCCCUCCACUGCACAUGGUCCAGGUUCUUGCAAGGGGCUUGGGCAGGAAGCAAAGGAGAGCCGUGGUCAGCGGCAGGACCCCUGCUAUCGCGCAAGAGAAGGGGCUCGGCUGAACCCCGACCUCUACACCAACGUGAAUUCUUACGUCAAGUUUGCAAUCUUAAAAUAGGAUCAUUUGUUGCCACCGGGAGGCUCACACAGUGGACUCCUAUGGAACAGGAGCACACCCUUCACUUUUUAAAUGAUGGAGCUGAGUGUUGGGUUGAACCUAGAGUUAAACUGGACUGAAUUCAGCCCCCCAAUUCUACCACCUUCUGGCCGGGGACCUGGAGCGCCGGGAUCCGGAUGGGACCACGGGCAAUCCCCACCUCCCUGCCCUGGUGAAGGGUGACUCAACCGGGCGCCCAGUCCACACGGAAACGGAAACCGUUCUCACAGGACCAGAUGCUUUGUUUCUGUUCAGUUCCAGGUCCUGAGCACAAAGCUGGUGGGAACGGAUAUAAGUUGCGUUCACACACCAGGUUCUGUGCGGUUCCGUCCUGCCGCCCUUCUCGCUCCUGGACGCCAAGAGGGGCAGGCGUCCACCAGGGAUGCUGGAGGCUGGCCAGGUCUCGGAUGUGGAGCACCGCCCCUGUGACUGCGUUUCCCACCAGGACCCUGGGGCCGGCACUCUCCCGGACAAGACGGGGACAUGAACUCCUGCCGUCUGGUCCCACCUGGACCUCGCAGCCCUGCCCGCUGCGGGGGCUCCGGGCCCAGGACGGAGCAACAAGAUCGGCCCGCUCACAGGUCCAUCUGGAGAGGAGAGCAGAGCUGUCUCCCCCACAGGCAGCAGGGACCACGUGGAGACGAGACUGCAUGUACCCCGGUCCCCGCUCAGCAAAGGGAAACAGACAGUCAGCCACGGGGCCGUCUCGCUGUCCAGGUCCCGCCGGCAGGCCGGCCGAGCUGCGCAAGUUCAGGGCGGCCCGCGGGCCGGGCUCGAGGGUGUUUGUCCCCUCUUCCUGCCCCACCGACCCCUAGAGUCUCUAGCCCCCCUUCUGCACGCAGGAAUGACGGGCUCUCUGUUCUCAACUCAGCUGAAAGUCCAAAUACAUCGCUUCACAAGUGUACUUAAUCUCCCUUCAGCUCACGGUGGGCGGCUGCAAACUCGGCCUGGGGUCUGUGGGCUCAGAAACGUUGGAGCGGUGCACGCAAGCCAUUGGCAUGCUGACGGUGGCGGGAGGGGCAGGCCCUUUAUUCAGGAUUCUCUCUGUGACUAACUUAUUUCUCACUGAAAAUAUAUAAUGAUCGCUAAUCCCCAAGGAGAUUUAAAACUGCUGUGUGUUUUAGUUCUCACCCAGGUCAAAAUCCUUGGCCCGUGUUGUACCUUUUUAUUCUUUAGAUUUUGCGAAGCACAAAAAAUAAUUGGAUGUCGAAGCCCAACCAGCCCUCCGCCUUCUCUAAGGCUUCUGACUGGAAAAGUCUUUAAUUUAGGGGAAUUAAACCUUUCUGAAGCUGUGUUUCUUAAA